AAAGACAACAAUGCGGUCUUCAAACUAUAAUUCCGCAUAUAGAAAUAGCAUUUUUAUUUACAUUGAUCCAAAGCUUUCUUAUGUAUUUAAAGAUAAUAUCAGUGCAAUUAGCGGCCGAGCUUCGCUUUGUCUUUGUUGUAGUCGAACAAAAAUGUAAGAGUUGUUCCCCACCCCCUAUUUCCUCUGCUGUGGCGGAAGUAACUAGUAUUGCUGAGGCCUCAUCCUUCCAAUGGCGACUGAAAACAGGCUGAUUAGAAAGCGGGAGCAACCGUGGAGGGGGUCAGAGCAGUGUAACCGAAAUUAAAUAAAUAUAUCAUACUCUCACUAGUCAUAAAGUUAGUUUACAAUUGUACACCAACCAAAUCACGGCUGAUUCAAUGGCCAACAGUCGGAAUAUUUCGCUCCUUGAAUCGGAGCUAUAUUACCUAAUUUCACGUUUUCUGACAACGGGUCCAUGUCGGAGAGCGGCUGAGGUUCUAGCGAGCGAACUAGAAGAAUAUCAGCUUUUACCCUGCAGAUUAGACUGGCAAGGACAUGAACAUCCAAGAUCUUACGAAGAUUUGGUUGCAUCCAACAGACACAUUGCACCUGACCAUUUGCUGCAGAUCUGUAAGCAGAUUGGGCCGAUUCUGGACAAAGAGGUGCCAUGUGUUCCAGGCGUACAUUCCCUACUGGGAACCGGGAGGCAGUCCUUACUCAGAACAUCAAAAGAUUACGGCAAUGUUCGGAGGAAAGGCUCAUCAUUUGCUACCCUGCACAGAGGGAGACCACCAGAGAUGCAUUUGACCUGCAGGGAUCCUCCAAAUCUAGUGGAGGUGUACAGAGGAAGGGAGCUAACCGGUACUCAACGGUUUAGCACUGUGAACCCUGUGAGCAACUAUCAACACAUGCGGAUGCACAGGAGGAUUCUGGGUCAUCUGUCUGCAGUUUACUGCAUCGCUUUUGAUCGAACCGGUCUCAGGAUUUUCACUGGCUCGGAUGACUGCUUGGUGAAAAUAUGGUCUUCGUUUGACGGGAGGCUUCACUCCACCCUGAGAGGACAUUCUGCUGAGAUCUCAGACCUGGCUGUCAGCUUUGAGAAUACCUUGAUGGCAGCUGGCAGCUGUGACAAAACCAUCCGAGUGUGGUGCCUUCGUACCUGUGCCCCUAUGGCUGUCCUACAGGGGCACAGUGGAUCCAUUACCUCCCUACAGUUCUCACCAUUUGCCAAGGGCUCAAAGAGAUACCUGGUGUCCACUGGAACUGAUGCAACAAUCUGCUUUUGGCAGUGGGAUGUCAAUAACAUCAAUUUCAGUGAUCGCCCACAGAAGUUUACAGAGCGACCCAGGCCGGGAGUUCAGAUGGUGUGCUCAUCAUUCAGUCCAGGUGGCAUGUUCUUAGCGACGGGAAGUACUGAUGAUGUCAUCAGAAUAUAUUACCUGGGAGGUGGGAACCCUGAAAAAAUAUCAGAGCUUCAUGAACACACGGACAAGGUCGACAGCAUCCAAUUUUGCCACUCAGGAGAAAGGUUUGUGAGUGGCAGUCGAGAUGGCACAGCACGCAUCUGGAGGCUGAUUCAGCGUCAGCAGUGGAGGAGCCUUCUUCUCAAUAUGAACGCCACUCUACCAGGCUCGGAACACACGACCAAUGAGGAAAGCUUUUUCAAGCCCAAGGUCACCAUGGUAGCGUGGGAUCGCCAUGACAACUCAGUAAUCACAGCCGUCAACAACCAUAUCCUAAAAGUGUGGAACUCCUACACGGGCCAGCUGCUACAUAUCCUUAAAGGCCAUGAGGCUGAGGUGUUUGUCCUGGAGCCCCACCCCUCAGAUCCCAGGAUCAUUCUGUCUGCUGGCCACGACGGAAACGUCUUCAUCUGGGACAUCGUCCGGGGCACAAAGACACAGCACUACUUCAACAUGAUUGAGGGUCAGGGUCAUGGUGCUGUUUUUGACUGCAAGUUCACUCCCGACGGCCAGCGCUUUGCCUGCACAGACUCCCACGGCCAUCUGGUCAUAUUCGGCUUUGGGAGCUCCAAGCCAUAUGAGAAGCUUCCAGAUCAGGUGUUUUUCCACACCGACUAUCGGCCUCUGAUCCGUGACGCCAACGGCUUUGUGUUGGACGAGCAGACCCAGCAGGCACCCCACCUCAUGCCCCCUCCCUUCCUGGUGGAUGUGGAUGGGAACCCCCACCCACCCAGAUACCAGCGGCUGGUCCCCGGGAGGGAGAACAUUGCAGACGAACACCUGGUGCCUCAGCUGGGAUAUGUCGCCACAAGUGAUGGCGAGGUGAUGGAGCAGGUGAUCAGUCAGCUGACCACGGACCACGAGGAGGCCACGGCCAGACGCAGCGUUCUGGACGAUGCCAUCAGGCAGCUGCAGGAGCAGCAGGACAGGCAGAGCAGACCAGGGACACAGGCCCCAGAACAGGCCCCAGCAUUCCCAGCCCCCAGCACCCCACGUAGAGCAUCAGUGAAUGAGCGAGGUGCAGCUGAGGUGCAGUCGUCCCCUAACGUGGGUCUGCGGCGCAGUGGGCAGGUGGAGGGGGUGAGACAGAUGCACCAGAAUGCCCCUCGUAGCCAGAUGGCCACGGAGAGGGACCUGCAGGCCUGGAGACGCAGAGUGGUGGUACCCGAGCUUUCAUCCAGCGGGUACAGUUGCCAGGAGGACUUCCGAAUUACAAAAGGAGAGGAGGAGAUUGCCAUAUACAAUGCAAAGAAACGACGUGUGACAUACGGCAGUUGUAGAGAUGAUUCUGAAGAUGAGGUGCCUUGCAUCAAACGUGCACAGUCCCGCAAAAAGCAAAAAGUCUUCCAGCAGAGCAAAGAUGGGAUUGUGGAAGAAUUCAUUGAGUUCUCCUGUGAGGAGGGAGAGGAAACUGCAACAUCUGAGGACCAUGAGAUGGAGGGCAGUGAACUGAAUUCAUCCAAUGAGGAAGAGGAAUGGAAAAGUGACAGUUCAAGCCACUCGUCCAGUGAGUACUCUGACUGGACAGCAGACGCUGGGAUUAACCUGCAGCCCUCCACUCCCGUGUCAUCACGGAAACGAGUUCGCCGCCAGCUUAGCAGCUCGGAGGAAGAUAAUGAGGAGGAAGAGGAGAAGCAGCAAAGUGACGAGGAAGAACGACCUCUUCAGACUAGCAAGCAGAAAUCCAAGAAGCCCAAAAGCAAGAUGCCCAAGCGGCCUAAAGCCAGGCCGUCGAUGAACAGAGAAGUGUCCAACGAGUUCAGACCCUCAACGUGGAUCACUGAUGUCGUUCCCAGGAAGUCUCCCUUUGUUCCCCAGAUGGGUGAUGAGGUAAUCUAUUUCCGCCAGGGUCACGAGGCGUAUGUGGAGGCAGUGAACAGGAACAACCUGUACCCCAUUAACAUGGAGAAACAGCCUUGGAGGAAGAUGGAGCUGAGGGACCAAGAGUUUGUCAAAAUAACUGGGAUCAAGUAUGAAGUAUGCCCUCCGACACUGUGCCGCCUGAGACUGACGCUCAUUGACCAUGGCACGGGCAAAAUCACAGACAAAUCAUUUUAUGUCAAGUACCAUGACAUGCCGGAUGUGAUUGACUUCCUCGUGCUUCGGCAGAGUUAUGACGAAGCACGCAGUAGAGUCUGGCAGCCAAGUAAGUUAACUACUCAAGAUGACAGAUUCCGGUCUGUAAUAGAUGAUGCCUGGUGGUUUGGGAUCAUUGUUUGUCAGGAGCCAUAUCAGCUUGAAUAUCCGGACAGUCAUUUCCAGGGCUUCAAAGUCAGAUGGGACAAUGGAGAAACGGAGAAGCUAAGUCCUUGGGAUGUGGAAGCUAUUCCAGAGGAUGCCCAGCAACCUGAGUGUGUAGGUGGGGGGGUUCCAGUGACAGCAGAGGAGAUGAGAGAGGUCAUGUAUAAACCCCAGACAGGAGAGUGGGGUGAGAGGAGUAGAGACAACGAGUGUGAACGCAUCAUAGCAGGCAUUGAGCAACUCAUCACCGUCGAUAUUGUAGCCCCAUUUUCUGGCCCGGUGGACAUAGUUCAGUACCCAACCUACUGCACGGUUAUAGCCUUCCCUACAGACCUGAGCACCAUCAGACUGAGACUUAUAAAUAGGUUCUACAGGCGACUGUCCUCUUUAGUUUGGGAUGCCAGAUACAUUGUGCACAACGCCCGGACCUUCAAUGAGCCAAGGAGCAAGAUAGCCCAUUCAGCAAAACUUAUCACAGAUGUCCUGCUAAAAUUUAUCAAUCGACCUAGCUGUACAGAUAUUAUGGAGAUCUACAGUGCAAUUGAAGACAUGGACUAUACGGAUGACGAGGACCUGGAAGAGGCACCAGGCCCCUCUUCUGGACACAGACUGCGCCAGCGCUCUGUGGAGAAGGUACCUGACCAGGACUCCUGGAAGGGGCAGUGCAAGCGCCUGAUGAACUAUGUCUUUGAGUGUGAGGACUCCGAGCCCUUCAGAAAGCCUGUGGAUCCUACCUCCUACCCAGACUACCUUAGCAUCAUUGACACUCCCAUGGACUUUGGGACUGUGAAGGGGACCCUUGAGGAGGACCGCUAUGAAAACCCCAUGGAGCUCUGCAAAGACAUACGUCUGAUAUUUGCCAACGCUAAAGCCUUCACGCCAAACAAACGCUCAAAGAUCUACAGUAUGACUUUGCGGCUUUCUGCAUUCUUCGAAGAGCGAAUCAGAACAAUCAUAUCGCAAUACAAAACUUCUGUCAAGAGCAGCGAGAAGCUCCGCCGCAGCCAGAGGUUCCGGAAGAAGCUUCAGCACCACGAGUCUGCUGUACCCAGCACUAACACCACAAGCCAAAAGAGGGCUGCUCUAAAAACUCAGGAAAAAGUGGAAGCGGCGUCAACGACCAAAUCUACCUCAGCCAAAGUGUCUGCUCCCGAGAGAACCAGGAGAAGGAGCCACAGUAGUGACAGCUCAGGCCACAGCUCUUCUGAAGCCUCCUCCGGGUCAGACUCUGAGAUUGAGAGUGAGUUAUCUAUGAGUGACUCGGAAGAGGAGAAACGCCUGGCGUCCUCACGGCACCAUCACAGCAGAGAGACCAGGGGAACCAGAAGAGUCACCAGGAACAAGGGGGCAAAGAAGAAAAAAAUUGCCGAGAGCGAGGAAGAGUCCUCCAAUGAGGGGGAGGAGAGUGAGGAUGGCGGGAAGUUGUCCAACUCUUUGUCUCGUCGAUUCCCAAGCAGGACCAGCAGCAGGAGCACCAGGCUGACCAGGAACAAUGCUGUUGCCCAUAGGAAACGCACCAAACAGCCAGAGAGGGGUGCCCAGGUGAAUGGUCACAGCAGAAAAUCUGGGCGAGAGAGGCGGCUAAGCAGCGAAUCUGAGAGAUCACCAUCCCAGGGUACAGACACUUACAGGGAGGAGGAUGAGGAGGAGAAUGUUGGCCGCAGGACAAUGAAAAGGAAGACUGCCAGGGCGGCCGUCAACAAGAUGAAGCUUCUGGAAGCCUCUGAGGAAAACUAUGGUUCAGCCUCUGAGGAAGAGGAUAAACAUAGGCGGAAAAGCAGCCACCAUGCGACCCGAGUCAGCAAACGCACUGCCGUGAUCCAGAGCAGCUCUGAAUCAGAGGAGCAGUCAUCAGCACAGUGUUCUAAAAAAGACAAGGAUUCAUUGGGUGAUUGGGAGAACAAUGAGGACAGUAUUGAGAGUGAAGCUUCAUCCUCUCGUUGCCAUCAGAAUGGAGAGAGUAAGAACUCCAGCAGCCGCAAAACGACCAGACAAGCUGCAGAGACGGGUGGUAAGGAUGAUAUGUCUCAUGUAAAUGGGCACAGCACAAAACAUGACAGUACUUCUGAGGAGGAGGAGGAGAGCUCUGAUUGUGAAGAAGAGGAAGAAAUAGAGGAAGAAGCUGUUAGGUCUCAGAAGUCCUCCAGAAGCUUGACAACCGCUGCAGUGAACAAAAUUAGAACGUGCAUUACCAGUUAUAUGGCGGAAGAGAAGACUGGCUCCAGAAAGAGACAGCCCAAAUCUCUGGCAAGCUCUGACGAGGAAUACCGAGAACACUAUGCUCAAAAGCACCCUCACCAAAACGGGAGAAAGGUGGAGAAAGAACAUGCUGAAGGCUCUGAGAAAAAUAGUAAAUUACAUUCAAAAAGCCAAGAACAAACAUCUGCCUCAACCCACAAACAGGAUGUCCCUGAAUCAGAGGAACUCAGUGACACUCGAAAGAGAUCAAGCUCUCGCAAAAAAAGAGUGAGGUCUGAAGAGGAGGAGGAGGAAGAAGACAGCAACCACUCAGAUAAUGAAUCUAAGGGAGAAUUCAAUAAACGUCAGUUGCGAAACAACAACAAACCCAAAAGACAGAGUCACAAUGACUCUGUUUCAGAGAGCGAGGAGGAAGUUGUACCCAACAGGAGAGCAAGGAGAAAACUGCAUGCUUCCUCAGAGGAAGAAUCUGAUGGGAAGGAGAAGCAUAGCCCUAGCAGGCGGCCUUGCCUUCGAGCCCAACCAAAAAAGAAAUACAUCAAUGAAGACUCUGAGGAGGACUUGAACUCUGAGAUGCAAGGCAGUUGUAAGAAUGGGAAUAGCAAUGCUGUUUCAGAUAAAGGACAUCGACGCAACCGAAAAGCUUCCCCAGCUACUACAAAACAACAGUCCUCUUCCAAGAGAAAACGCAUUUACACCUCAGACUCCUCAGACAACCCUUAUGAAAAGAAACGGUGCAUGCCCAAGGCUAAGAGCUACUGCGAAGAUGAGGACGAGAGGGAAACAAAAAGAUCCAACUACAAGUAUCCCAAGAAGGAAUCUAGAUCCAAGUCUGAACCCGAGGACUGUAGUAGUAAGGAAGACACCUCUUCUCACCAAGGGUCAGAGGAGGAGAAGGAGGUUGAGUGUCCAAGGGGGAAGAGACGUUUGGAGCGACGCAAGCGAAAGGAACGCUGCAGCAGCAGUGCCCACAGUUCUGCCUCUGAAAGCGAGGAGGACGAAAAGUCCUCUGCCAGCUCAGGGUCCCAGAGCAGUCCAAAGAGAAAAAAACACAACAGGAGGUCAAGGGUCAGCAACAAGGGUGCCGCCCGACAACGCCGGAGGGACCCCUCUGAGGCAGACAGUGACCAGUCAUACGCAGAAUUCCAGAGAGGAGCGUGUGGAACGCGUAUCAAGACCCGAAACCGUGGCAAACGAACGGUGACAUAUCAUGACAGCGAAUGAAGGCUUAGCAAGUGAGGCUUAGCUAGAGAGACUAACUGGAGACCUUGAAGACACUUGAUCGCCACAUUAAAGGUAGUAGCACUGGAGCUUUUUCAAGAGGAAAUGCUGUGAAUCUGUUUCAUUCAGGGAUAUUUAUAUUUUCUAUGGAAAAAAAAAAGUCGUUUAUAUAAUAUAGCGCAAACCACCUCCCAUUCUGCUUUUGUGAUUUGGCGAGCUAAAUAACUGUUUGGGGGAGCAUUGUCAGCUUGGGUGCUAUCUUAAUAUACCUCUGUUUAAUCAAGCAUAUUUUGCUGGCUUGCACUAAGAAACACACUGUAAAGAGGUAUUUCAUACACUAGUUUCACAUUAGGAACUCAGGGGUCAACUAAGUUUACUGUAGUCUCAGCCAUUCAGUCUUGGGAGCUAGAGUAGGUAGGGACAAUAAACAUUUCCAGGAUGGCGGUUUCAGUCCAAGCACACUUACUGAGACAAAACUAAUCCACUUCACCCUCCUUUGACUUCAAGUCCUUUGUAAAUCCACAUUAAUUAUCCUUUACUGUAUUGUGAGGUAACUUGUUGAUAUGAGCCAAAAUGUACAAAUUUGAAUUCCUAGUGUUCCUCCCCUUUGUUUUCAUUUUUUUGGGGGGGGGGGGGGUGGUGUGUAUUCUAGUCAUGGAAUCAAGUGUAAAUAUAUGGGAUUGAGAAUGGCAUCUUUUGAAGGGUUUAUGAGGAUCACUCUGUAGCAAAUGAUUGCUUGUUUAAAUUUGAGCAUUAAUUUCAUUUUUAUGUCAUUACAACGCAUUGUCUUGCCACAUGUCAGAAAUUGGUACCCUUUUGCCAAGUACAGGAAACCAAAAAGUACUUAUAGCAAAAUACUGUGAUUUCUCAUAUUGGGAAGACACUCUAGUGUUCUGUGUUAUGUACUCUCAGUAUUACAUUUUAUUUUUGAGAGAACUUAAUUGCAUUUAACUUUUUGCUAAUCACAAUUUAGUUGUGUUGCGGCGGUCUUGAAAUUGCUAAAUGUUUUUCAUACACUUUGAUACAAACAGAUUUCAUAGGAAUAUGUUACUGGUACUCCGUAUGGUUGUGGAGUGCAAGAGGGCUGUUUUUUUUCUUAUUUUCUGGUUAAUAAAGACAUACAUUCAAGGCUCA
This is a messenger RNA of Salvelinus fontinalis (brook trout), 8237 nucleotides long. Its product is annotated as bromodomain and WD repeat-containing protein 3-like. Gene Ontology annotation, cellular component: nucleus. Gene Ontology annotation, molecular function: protein binding. The coding region runs from base 378 to 7106 and encodes 2242 amino acids. The record is from RefSeq and is a predicted model, not a curated record. NCBI's taxonomy places the organism in Eukaryota, Metazoa, Chordata, Actinopteri, Salmoniformes, Salmonidae. The transcript is spliced from 41 exons. Gene Ontology annotation, biological process: regulation of transcription by RNA polymerase II; cytoskeleton organization; regulation of cell shape.